UUUCAGGGAAGCGCUUUGGUAUCAAGUUUUUAAGAGAUUUUUAGCCGUUGGACGCAGCAAUGAUCAAGGGAAAAUCAGGGAAAGCGGAUCUAACACUAUCCACCCGCUUUCAGGUAAAAUAUCUUGGCUGUGGAAAAACAGAAGAACCCGGCGUCGCUGGGAUAGAAAAAGCAGUACGCAAAAUACAAGAACAAGUGAAAGACGAUGACAAAAGCUGUCCGAAAAUGUAUUUAGAGGUGGAAACUAACGGCGUAAAAUUCACGGAGGUGAAAACUAAGUCCACAAUGAACGAAUCAAAGUUUAUAUCUCUUGAUAACAUUUCUUAUUGUACUUUAAACAGACUUGACGCCACUAUCUUUGCGUUUAAUCACCACAAAGGUCCAUCAGUAAUCGAAUGUCAUGCGCUGGCCUGUGACAGCGAAGAGAGAGCAAAAGCUAUUGGACUGGCUUUAUAUGCUGCUUUUCGAGAAGGACAUUUUCAAAAGCUGCGUCGGGAUAGACGCAAGUCCUUUGAGCAGAAGCGCUUUGAGAGGAGAACAAGUUUUGAUAAUUACGACUGCAAAACCUCUAGCAAUACUACUGAUGGAAAAUCUUCUUUAAAUGUUGCAAAAGAUUCUCCGAAUGAGGACAAUUCAACCAACGAUGUUGGCCAUUUUGAGCCAUGUCGAGGCAAUUUAGAGGUAGAUAUUCAUAGCAAUUACGAGGAACAAGAUCUUGAAUUGGAUAAAAUUAUUGAGGAUCUUCUGUCGACAGUGGAAUUAGAAAGGGCAAAAAUUGAACAAGAUUCUGUUUGAGCCAACAUGGCAUCAUAUUGUUUCUACAGUAAUAUGGUAUCGCGGGAAAUUAUAUUUUGUAAGUAACAUUGUAACAGCGUUUUUUUUUCAACAACGAAUAAGUGUAAUUUUAAUUUUCAAUAAGGUUUUUCGGUAAG
Messenger RNA from Pocillopora verrucosa, 931 nucleotides. RefSeq names its product low density lipoprotein receptor adapter protein 1. The record is from RefSeq and is a predicted model, not a curated record. NCBI's taxonomy places the organism in Eukaryota, Metazoa, Cnidaria, Anthozoa, Scleractinia, Pocilloporidae.